This is a messenger RNA of Megalopta genalis, 1863 nucleotides long. RefSeq lists its product as uncharacterized. Lineage: Eukaryota; Metazoa; Arthropoda; Insecta; Hymenoptera; Halictidae. The record is from RefSeq and is a predicted model, not a curated record.
GCGAGCCGGUCCGCUGGGAGGAACUUUUAGCUAACCAUAACUUACCACGCGAUGAAAGCUUUGGUCUCGAGGUGAAGCAGACCGUCGUAACGAAGCAAUAAAUCACGCGGAAAAUGAUCGUCUCGAGUAGAGGCGGCUAUAGUUCGAGGAGGGCCGUGGUUUGCUUGGUCCUGUGCGUAUAUGUCGCUGCGACGGAGGCGUACACGGUCUACGUGUUUAAUCCGCAAGCUUACAAUCCAGAAGCGAUCGGCGCGAGGCAAUCUUACGUAGAAGCCGAGGAUCUGUCGCGGGAUGGCGACUACCAGUCGAGGCUGAUCCCCAUCAAGACGCCUCGCGUGGACGAGCAACUGGUAGCUUUGCCCCUGGAGCCGGAGGCCGAAAUGCUGCCGGCUCAUUACACCGGUGUAAAGCCGCCCGGUGUCGACCACAUGGAACUGAAGUACGCGGAGAGCCAGGUCUCGAAGGUCGAUCCCACGCAUCAAUCGUCGAGGAGCUCGAGCCAACGUGGAGCGACUAGGCAGCAAUCUGGCAGCGUCCACGAGGUUCAGCGACAGAAAGCGGCUUCCUUCGAGAAGGCGCGGAAAGGCGAUCGUCGGAAAGAGCACCGGACGAGCGAAUCCGUCGAGAACGGUGGCCAGAAGAAGAGUCGUUCCAAGGAGAACGACAGCUCCGAGCACGAUGAAGCAACGGCCGGUGGGAAAGCGGGGAACAGCCAUCGGAAAAAGAAGAGCGGCUAUUUAAACAGCAAGGCGGGCGGCUAUCGCAAUCUGUAUCACAAGGACGAGUUCAAGAGGGACCACGAUUUCUAUGAUAACGACGACGAAGGCGGACACUUGAAGAAACACGGCCGCUACAAGGAGAAGCAUGUUGCGCGCGAGGGCACGUACAAGAACGGAGCGAGCAGGAACGCGGGCGUCGGUGGAGCGGAAACCGGGAAGAAGGGAGCUAAAAAGAACUCCCGGGCCGAGCAGGAAUCCGAAGGUCGUGCCGCCGGCCGCGGUUACGAUGGAUUCUUUAAAAACUUCCAGGGAUUCGCGAAACAGAUCGGUCAAGCGGACGGCGGAAAGUUUGGCUUCGUCGAGGCGAAAGAGCGAUAGGGUAGAUGCGUCAGUUACGGUGCCCUUAACACGGAAUCUUCCGAGGCAGUGAAAAUGAGCGAUUUCGUUAACGCGUCAAUAAUUUUACGUAAAUUAAAAGUUAUAUUUUAUUUGAAAAUAAUUAAUACUUUCGAUCUGUUCGAGCUAAAUUUCGUUGGAAUUGAAACUUAAUCCGAGGCAACGGUAAUCGAGGGACCCGUAGUAACCGACGCAUCUAUCCUAGAACCGUCCUGCAGAAUCCUGUGGUUACACGUUCGAGUAUGUCGUUCCAUUGCUCGUUUCAGAAUAAAUUCUUGAUUGCUGUUUUAUCGUUUACCCGUUAUGCGAUGGAAUUUAUUCGAUUUAUCGGCGCUGCCCGUGAUCGAGCACGCGUUUCCGCGCUAUCGUUAAUGCGUGUCAUGCGAUGAGCUUGAUUGAAGAUAAUUAUCCGAUCUACAUUGUACAUAUUAUCGGUGCGAUAUUUAGCAUAAUAGCGGCAUGUAUAAUAAUUUCGUAUUAAUGAUGCUGAUUGUCUCGCAUCAGUUUUUUGGAUUUCUUACGAACGUAUAAUACGAGUACGUGGAAAAUCAAUAUUCCGAACAAUUAAUUUCGAGAGGCGAUUAUCGUCGUUGAUUAAUCUGCGAUCACCGUUUUAUUUGUCUGCUUUCGUUAACUUUUAUUGCGCACAUCGUUUACUCAGAUUUUUAUCAAGAAACGUGCAGUAAGAAUAUUGUAAAAGCUAAGAUGCUGCGGUAAAUAAAAGGAUGAAGCGUAAGAAUUGUUCGAA